GUCAUUUCCGAAGUAUAACCCUACAAAAACCAUACCACGAGAAUGGCUUCGGUUUACUACCUUCUCGACGAUGCCAAGGACAUCGCCGACUACAUAAUUUGGAGCACGGAGGCCAAGUUCGAGCUCGACAAGAAGAGGUACUUCGCCGCCCUCAUUAUACAGAGGACCUUCCGAGGAUUCGCGGUGAGAUGCGAGUACAAGAAGAUGAUCAGAGCGGCCACCACCAUCCAGAAGUACGUCAGAGGCCACCUGUUAAGGUUGCACCUACAUGAGAUAGCCGCGAAGGCUUUCCGGCGGAAAUGCAUGUCUACCUUCAACAGGUUGGCGACCAGGAUCCAGGCGGCCUGGAGAGGGUACUGGGUGCGCAAGAACUUCAACAUAGAGACCAUAAUAGCGGAAAGGAAGGAGGAACUGGAGACUCAGGAAGCCAUAGCUGAACUGUUCGGCAAGAUCUUCAAACCUACUGCCGACAUAUCCGAUCUAUCGUUGCAGAUCGGGGACAUGGAGGAAGAGGAACAGAUCGCCUACAAGAUAGCGAAGAAGUCCCCCGAGAUACUCCGGGUCCUGUUCGAUAAACACCAUCUGUUGAGGACGCGACAGAUCGAGGGCGUGCUCUCCGUGCACGGCUCGAAACAGCUGUCUCUCCUCGAGACGUUCCUGAAGCGGUUGGAAUGCAAGGAGUACAUGAGAAAGGUUAGAAAACUGUAUAAGGAGGUUAACACCCCAGCAUUCGAGUACAUGUUCAAAGACGCGCAGGCGAGGAAGAUCGAGGAUAUGAUGAGGGAGAAGAACCACAGGGAAGGCGUCGAGAAGGCGGAGAGCAUCAACAAGAAGAUGCCCAGAAGUAUUCACGAUAAACCCUUCCUGGUCACCAAGAAGAUCGACCAGGAACCAUACGAGAAGAGGAUGUUAUCCGACGAGGAGUACAAGGGUCUUCCUCUGCCGGUUUUCAGGGAAAGAGAGGCUGGGGAAGGCGUCCCUCGCUUCAGGCUGGACGUGCAUCACGUGACCCCUAAUCCGAAGGACGAACCUCCCUAUUUCAUCGACCAUUGGAAGAAGGUCUGCUGCAAUCAUAACUUCAUAUACGAUUUUAUGGGCGAUAAGAAAGGAUGAGGAUUGUUUAUUAUUAUUAUAAAGUUUAGAAUUUC
Molecule: messenger RNA, 1148 nt
Organism: Coccinella septempunctata (seven-spotted ladybird)
Lineage: Eukaryota; Metazoa; Arthropoda; Insecta; Coleoptera; Coccinellidae
Product: unconventional myosin-Va-like
Exons: 2
Coding region: 43-1113 (356 amino acids)
Biological process (GO): mitotic cell cycle; spindle organization; establishment of meiotic spindle localization
Cellular component (GO): spindle pole
Molecular function (GO): protein binding
Source: RefSeq, a predicted model, not a curated record